Messenger RNA from Anoplopoma fimbria (sablefish), 1752 nucleotides. RefSeq names its product MAGUK p55 subfamily member 4-like. Gene Ontology annotation, molecular function: protein binding. Lineage: Eukaryota; Metazoa; Chordata; Actinopteri; Perciformes; Anoplopomatidae. Gene Ontology annotation, cellular component: adherens junction; plasma membrane. The record is from RefSeq and is a predicted model, not a curated record. The transcript is spliced from 18 exons. Bases 1 to 1752 code for a protein of 583 amino acids.
AUGGAGGACGAUGUCAGUGAGGUGCUGUCCUGUGUGGUGGAGGACAUCAGUCACGCGGUCAGCAGAAACAUUUUUGGUGCCCAGGUUCUGCAUGAACUGCUGAGUGCACCGUGGCUGCACGCUCUGCUGAAGAUUUAUGAGUGCCUGUUGGAGUUCGAGAGGGCCUCCCCAAGACCCCUUCUGCCUUAUGCCUCAGGACUCUCACAUGAGAUCAUGGCUACAAUACAGAUGGUCCACCAUCCCUCAUCUGAAGCCAGAGAACUUUACAGUCUCCUCAGCUCACCACACAUCCAGGCCCUCCUAUCAUCUCACGACAGUGUAGCCCAGUCAGACUAUGGACCUGUUUUACCGUCUCUGCCUGAUGAGAUGCCCGAGAACGAAGAGGCCAUGAGGAUCGUUUGUCUGGUGAAGAACAACCAGCCACUGGGGGCGACGAUAAGGAGGGACGAGAAGACGGGAGAGAUCUACAUCGCCAGGGUGAUUCAUGGAGGACUGGCCGACCGCAGCGGACUCCUCCAACCUGGUGAUCUGUUAGUUGAGGUAAACGGACACCCUGUGGUGGGUCUGGAGCCGGAACAGGUCAUCCAGAUAUUGAUCAAUUCCCAGGGAACCAUCCUGUUCAAAGUCAUUCCUGAUAAAGCUCAGAGCAUCAGCAUACAGAAGUCGGUGUAUAUGAGGGCAUUGGUGGACUACUCCCCCAUGCAGGACUCCUCCAUCCCCUGUCCUGAUGCAGGGAUGGCGUUCAGCAGAGGAGACCUGUUGGAGGUGGUGGACCAGUCGGACGGACGCUGGUGGCAGGCCAGGAAGCUGCCCUGCUCUGCGUCCUGCGCUGGUCUGAUUCCCUCUGCCAGCAUGCUGAAGAGUAAACAGAGGGAACAGUGGUGGUGUCAGCCGUUACAGGGUCAUACCUGCAUCAAACCCUUGACUAUGGACAAUAACGAAAAGGCCGACUCUGAUAUUACUGAUGGAAUCUACCUGGCUGGUUUCCGGCAGAGUUUCCGUCUCUGGAGGAGGACGUCCUUCAUGAGGAGACGACAGUCCUGCACCACCUGCUCACCCAACAGCAGCGCCCUGUCCACUCCCUAUGAGGAGGUGACUUUGUACCAGCGCUCCCCGCAGGAGGACCACCGCCUCAUCAUCCUCAUCGGUGCUACAAGAGUUGGAGUGAAUGAACUGAGGAAAAGACUCAUCAAACUGAACCCUUCAACCUUCCAGGGACCCGUACCUCACACCACUCGUCCAAUCAGAGCAGGGGAGCAGAUGGGAAGAGAGUACCACUUUGUCACUAAAGAGCUGUUUGAGUACAUGGUCUGUCACCACAGGUUUGUGGAGUACGGGGAGUUUAAGGGCCAGCUUUAUGGGACUAGCACUGAUGCUAUUGAUGAGGUGCUAAAACGAGGACGGAUGUGCAUCAUCGAUGUCGAACCACAUAGCAUCCAGCCGCUGAGGACUGGGAAAUUGAAGCCCUACGUGAUCUUCAUCAAAGCUCCCAGUCCAGACAGACUGAGACAAACGCGGAGAGGCGCCCGAAUCAUCACCAGCUGCUCCGUCAACAGAGCGUUCACAGAGGAUGACUUUGCAGAGCUGGAGGAGGCGUCCCGGCUGAUGGAGGCCAAAUACAAACAGUUCUUCGACACCACGGUGGUGAACGACGACUUGCAGCACGCCUGCAUGCAGCUCUGCUCCAUCAUCCAGAAUGCACAGGACGAACCACAGUGGAUACCUGUCAGCUGGAGCCGGACGGAUGAGUAA